Protopolystoma xenopodis is the source of this 366-nucleotide messenger RNA. NCBI's taxonomy places the organism in Eukaryota, Metazoa, Platyhelminthes, Monogenea, Polystomatidea, Polystomatidae. The record is from the annotation of a GenBank genome assembly.
AUGGUCUUGGCUACUGGCGCCCGGGAGGCGAAUGGGCGCUGUUUGUACAUAUUAGCCUACUCCGAGGGCGGACACUUUGGGUUUUGCAUCGGGUCUGCCUUGUGUCAACAAUACGCCUGUAGAGGAGCUGUUGUGGCGCCCAGUCCGAUCGACCGACCGACUGACCGAGCCGCGGCAGUUGGUUCGAACUGGUGCGGAAAAAAGGCGGCGAUCGAUCGGCCGUUUGAUGCGUCAGCAGUCCGACGCGAAACGCUGGACUGGCUGGGCCGAUGCAACUGUCAUGCCUUAGCCGAAGCCGACGGGCCUACUCAAAACAGGGUUCGCUCGUUUUUCCGUCUGUUGAGUAGACUUGCAUAUCGGUUAUAA